Molecule: messenger RNA, 1313 nt
Organism: Schizosaccharomyces octosporus yFS286
Lineage: Eukaryota; Fungi; Ascomycota; Schizosaccharomycetes; Schizosaccharomycetales; Schizosaccharomycetaceae
Exons: 1
Coding region: 214-1191 (325 amino acids)
Biological process (GO): metabolite repair
Molecular function (GO): ATP-dependent NAD(P)H-hydrate dehydratase activity
Source: RefSeq, a predicted model, not a curated record
CUUUUAUCCUCUUCAGUUAGGACGCAUUCAUCAUACAAAUGUUCCACAUCAUAUAUACGCAAAUGCUUCGGUAGAAAUCCUACUUAUACCCAUCCACUGAAACAAUUACCAAUUUCAAAACUUUUGGCUUCAAUUUGGUCUUUUUAUUUUUUUUCUUAUUUAUUGUAACAAAAAAGCUGAAGAAAGUAUUUCAGUAAAAUAUUCAGUAUCGUAAUGUCAUCGCCUCAGAAGGGAAAUCUUUUGACUCGUGUUAAGCGUAUUAUACCACCUUUGUCUGGAUCAGCGCAUAAGGGACAAGCUGGUCGAGUAGGUAUUUUUGGAGGAUGUCAACAUUAUACGGGAGCACCUUACUAUUCUUCUAUGAGCUCUAUGCUCUUUGGCACCGACCAAAGCCAUAUCUUCUGUGAAAAAAAUGCCGCAAACGUGAUAAAAAGCUAUUCUCCUGACCUAAUUGUACAUCCUUUCUUGCGGGAAAAGGAAAAUAAAAACCCUGGUGACUCUAUUGAUGGUAUAAUGGAACUUGUUAAACCUAUGAUGGAACGAUUGCAUGCGAUCGUUAUCGGCCCUGGCUUGGGUCGUGAUGAAUGGAUGCUAGAGACCGUUGCUAAAGUUAUUCAGUAUGCUCGGGAAAAGGAAAUGCCUAUGGUAAUUGAUGCAGAUGGUCUCUUCUUAGUGCAACAGCGCCCUGAGCUUGUGAGCGGAUACCAUAAUGUGGUAUUGACACCUAAUGUUGUGGAGUUUAAGCGUCUUUGUGAUAAAGUAGGUGUUCAGAGUGAAGGUCCUGAUGCUUGCCAAAAUUUGGCGAAAAAAUUAAAUCUUUUGAUUGUCCAAAAAGGUAAAGAAGAUAUAAUUUCUGAUGGGGGUACGAUUUAUGCUUGCUCUGUUCCUGGAGGAUUAAAGCGAUGUGGUGGUCAAGGUGAUAUCCUUACUGGGAUUCUCGUUACUUUCCUUGCUUGGCGGAAGGCUUACUUGAAUAAGCAAUGGGAUAUUGAAGGCGACAUGGAUGCUAAGGAAUGUUUGUUUUUAGCAGCAUACGGAGCUUGUGCCACCACUAGAUGGUGUAGCCGUGUAUCAUUCAAAGAAUGCGGAAGGGCAACACAAUCAAGUGACUUAGUUCGCCAUGUUGGUCAAGUUUACAAUGCUCUAGUGGAUGAUGAAAUUCCAUCAAGUGAACAGCCAAUUAAGGAGUAAAUUCAAACGAUUAAUGAGCAUAGCUAGAACCUGAGGGCUACGAUCUUUAGAUACUUAUGUAAUUUUUCUUUUGUGUUCUAAAACUUUACUUAAAAAUAAAUAUUUUAUCUAUGCAUCCAUCA